AUGACCUCGUUGGCAGAGUCUCUUGAAGAUGUACUGCCAAAAGACGAGCAUUUUGCUCUUGCAAACCUGCAAAGUAUUCCAAAGCUCAGCAAGCCAGUUGUGUAUCAGUCUGAGCGUCCACACACCGUGAAGAUAAUUCAUUUUAUCGUUCUUUUCCACAACCAAACUCCAGUGCUUGCAACAGAGGUGUACGUAUACUUGACAAUUGCAGAGACAUUGAAGCGCACAAUAUAUGUCUCAAAGGUGGACACGACAGGACUGACCAAGGUGAAAGUCGGGAAAGUGGUACAAAGAAUUCUGGAAUGGCUAUUUGAAUAUCCAGUCACUCAGUACCUAAGAGAUCUUAGAGUGAAGCAUACGUAUAAAACUGUGCUCAAGCCUCACCCUCCAUUUACCUCACCAGUUCAGAGAGCCUUGCAUAUUUUAAUCGAACGAGCCAAAGGAGACAAAGACUACGGAGUGCCUCAAAUUGUUGAAUCAAAAGCCUACCGAGUGCCCUCUCGCUUUCUUUCACUCACCAAUUCCGAUUUUCAAACAGACCUGGUGCUAUUCACGCGGGCGGAAAGUCAGUACUUGUUCCCUAACUCAAAUAAAAAUGAUGGCAAGCAUAUAUUAGAUGAUGGCGGAUUGCUCAAAUGGUGGUUGAAAUCGAUCAAUUUGAGCGUCAACAAGUCUUUUAAGAGUGCGCAGAAAUACGUUGAUAUCCUCAAUUCGGAGCCUCGCCAGAUCAGCAGGUAUUUCCCCGAAAACGACUGGAAAAUUGGUAGCAUUUACUACAGACCGGAAAAAGCUCACGAUCUGGCCGUCUAUAACAUUCCGCUUCUUCCUGAUGAUCCAAAGGGAAGAUUCUUGGAACACUUGGUUGUCGAAAACCGCGCAAAAAGAGUGUCACUAAGUCAGUUUUGGACAGAGCUGGCUUUUAGACAGGAGUUCAGACUCGGUCGCAUCGUUGGGUUAAUUGGAGUCACAGGGACCUGCAACGAGUCUGCACCGGGGCCUCUUAGUAUGCUAAAAGGUAAAGAUUUUGAAAAUGCCAGAAAAGUGUUCACAGAGUCUGAUUACAGUGAUUCCUCUGAGGUGGAAGCCAUAUACGAUAGAGUGCUAGAAUACGGUGUUGAAUUGCAAGAAAUGACAGGAAGACAAGACAGAGUGGCUUCCUCGUCUAUUCCAGAGUCCAACAAACGGCCUGUAACAGAUCUGGGGAUGCUGGUGAAGAGGAAGAAAUCUACGACACAGCAAUUGUCAUGA
This is a messenger RNA of Ogataea parapolymorpha DL-1, 1248 nucleotides long. Its product is annotated as Histone acetyltransferase RTT109. Gene Ontology annotation, molecular function: histone H3K56 acetyltransferase activity. NCBI's taxonomy places the organism in Eukaryota, Fungi, Ascomycota, Pichiomycetes, Pichiales, Pichiaceae. Gene Ontology annotation, biological process: DNA damage response. The record is from RefSeq and is a predicted model, not a curated record. Gene Ontology annotation, cellular component: nucleus. The transcript has a single exon. Bases 1 to 1248 code for a protein of 415 amino acids.